AUGGGCAUCCUCGACAGCGACAAGGUCGCGUUUGCUCCAGAACAGCUCAACGAGCAGAGUGUAGAGGCACUGUCAAGCAUCGCAACCAAACUGGGCGCGACCGUCACUGAACCCGAAGACGCAACCGUCCUCCUCACCAACCCGGGAUCACCAGCCUACAAGCCCCUCACGGGCACUGCGCCGUCCUCGUCUUCUUCGCACCCAGCCACACAAGUACCGUACAACUGGCUCGCGGCCUGUCGCGCCGCCGAGACCCGCAUCGACCCGGCAUCCCGCUCCAUCCCACACCCAUUCUUGCAGCACACCACACCGACAAAGGCAGGUGUGCCAGUACGCGUGUGGGUGAGCGUCAACAUUCUGCGCAGGCCAUCCACCGCGGACGCAAGGGCGAACCAGCUGUCGGUCGAGAAUGAACUGGCGUGCUGCGGGGCCAUCAUCGUCCCGAAACGCUCCCAGGCCGACAUUCUCAUCGUCGACCGCAAGACGACCUUUUACCAGAACACCAUCCGCCAAGAGAUGAAACAGCACGGCCGUGACUGGCAGCGCGUGGCCGAGCGUGAAUGGGUCGACGCGUGUGUCCAAAACAAAAGGUUUUUAAGCGUCACGAGCGGGGACGUAAAGGCCGAAGACGACGACGAAAGUGAUGAGCUCGACGACAGCUUUGCCGAUGACCACAAUGUGGCUGCAGCACACCGUGGCCCCGGACGGCCGGUUGGAAAACCUCGCAUCGAGUACACCCCUCAGGACGACGAUUUUCUCUGCCGCUACCUGGCCUACCACUACCCAGGUGGAAGCUGGGGCAGCCGCAAGACAUAUGAGGUCAUGCACGCUAGCCAGAACAAGUAUCCCAUUGCCGACCGCCACUCGCCCCAGUCGUGGCACGAGCGGUUCAAGAAGAAUGCCGUCCCGUUUCGUCGUCGAGUCGAGGCCUUUGUCGCGGCCAAGAUUGACGACCGGCUCAAGACUGCCAAGGAAAGGGAACGCAUGGCUGAGCGCGAGGAUAAGAACAAAGAGGCAACAGCUCUUGACAAGGGUAAGAGCAAGGCAACCAAUGCGGCUAGCGACGUCGUCAGUCCCAGCAAGCCGCCAGCAGCAGCAGCAGCUCCAAAGCGCAAGCUCGUGGACAAGUCGGACUCGGACUCGGACUCGUCGCCCCUCUCUCCACAAAACGAGAGGCAAAAGAAAAAGGGAGCUAGCGUCGCGUCGUCCCUCGGCCGGUCUGACCGGUUUGGUGGGGCGCCGGCGAGUCCCAAGUCCAAGAAGAAGCGGUCGCCCGAGGCCCCCGAGCGCGACGAUGAUGUUCCAGAGACUACCUUCGACGCAGGUGAUGCAGUGGCGGCUGUCGAGUCCCAGCCGCCUAUCGACGAUGUCCUGGUCCCCGAGACUGUCCUUCCGGCUCCAGCUCCCGAACCCGCGCUCGCCGAGAGUGAGACGGUGGUGCGAUCCCACUCGCACGUCAUCGAGUCGAUCCAAGUGAGCCAAGUGACCAUCUCGACUGAAAACGGCAAUGGGACCCAAGUCGACACCACGAGCGUCGCCAUUGAGGCCAAUGACACGGUCCCUGCUCUCCCUCAGCCGCCACUGCACCGCAAAACGGUUGCCGACGAGAUUGCAUACACAUCGUACCGCCGCCGCUCGAGCGCGUCGUCGGCGCACCCCCGCCGCCAGUCGACCGAAAAGGCAAAGGACACUGUCAAUGCGAGCGCGACCGUGCCGCUCACCCCGGUCGCGCCUUCCGGUGCCGCUCUUCCUCCUGUUCCUCCCAGUCCGCCAACGCCGGCAGCGACUCCGCUUACACCGCAACAAUGGCAGGAGCGUGUCGUCACGGGCCAGGACCGCGCGCAGGCCAUGCGGGAGGCGUACAGGCAGCGCAUUGCAGAGUAUAGCCAAAAGUACGACCUCGCGCCCAACGAGUUGUUUGAGAUUGUGAGCGCCAUCCCGAAGAAGACGGGGCGCUGUUUCUGGGAUGACGUGGAGAAUGGGUUGAAGGAGAAGUUUGGGUUUUAA
Apiotrichum porosum is the source of this 2007-nucleotide messenger RNA. RefSeq lists its product as uncharacterized. The record is from RefSeq and is a predicted model, not a curated record. The transcript is spliced from 4 exons. NCBI's taxonomy places the organism in Eukaryota, Fungi, Basidiomycota, Tremellomycetes, Trichosporonales, Trichosporonaceae. The coding region runs from base 1 to 2007 and encodes 668 amino acids.